AUGUAUAAUAGACAUAGGGCUGCUAGGGCGCAUUGAGAUAUGGACCGUGCGGAUAGCUCGAGCACGUCUCGUGGAAGAGGCAAGAAUAAAAGGAAUUGGUCUUCCGAUGAGGACGAUGAGCUUAUUAAAGCUUUGUAUGAGUUAUCUUUGGACCCGAGGUGGAAAGCUGAUGGUGCCUUCAAGGGUGGAUACCUGGGGAUAUUGGAAAAGCAUCUUGCUGAAAAGUGUCCAGGCCGUGGUAUCACUGCAUCCCCGCACAUUGAAUCAAGAGUGAGGCACUUCAGGAAGAAAUUUGGUGCCAUUGAAGUAAUGCUAUCCAAAAGUGGUUUCACAUGGGAUGGAAGUCGAAAGAUGAUUCAGUGCGAGAAGGCACAAUAUGAAGCUCAUUGUCAGAUUCACAAGGAGGCUAAGGGAUUGUAUGGUGUAUCAUUUCCAUACUUUGAACAAUUGGCUGCUAUCUAUGGCAAAGACAUUGCAACAGGAGAAAGUGCUGAAGGCUUUGGUGAGGCAGUGGGAAACUUGGAGAAGGAAAUUGCUAUGGAGGAAGAAGAAAAUGAGGAAGAGGACAUCAUCUCAACUGGAACAGCUCGACGGUCCAUUGACACUUGCUCUAUUGAUACAACUAGUUUGAAGAGGCAGAAAAAGGAGCCAAGGCCAAAGAGGGCGACAGGACCAAGCGAUCCAUUUGCAGCCAUGCUUCAAGAUGUCAAUAGCCAGCUGAACAACGUGACACAACAUGUGGGUGCAAUGACAACAUCAUUUACAGCAGCAAUGGCGCGAGAAGCAGCACAAGAAGACCCUCAACAGAAAUCAAGAGAAAAGGCAAUUAGUAAAUUGUCUAGGCUUGCAUUUACUGGGAGCGAGAUCGUUGAAGCUGCAACAAUAUUCGCUAAAGCUCCAGAGCACAUGAACAUGAUGCUUGUGCUUCCAGACAUUCUGAGGAGGGACUUCGUCCUGAAAAUGCUGUCCGAUGAAAGAAAGAAGCAAGGUUGAUGGGAAAGAAGGUCCUUCUCUAGUAAUGGUGUGACAUAACUGAUGAGAAAAUAAGCAAGGUUCAUUAGAAAAUGGGAUCAGUGGUGUGGCGUGGAAGAUGAAGAUCAAUGGAAAAGCAAAGCUUCUUUGCAAGAUUGUGAACUUGGCCUUUCUAUUUAUCCUAUAAUAUAAAAACAAUUUUAGGGACUAAUUAUGUAGUUUAUUUUGAAGUGUCGUUGAAUUCCGAGUUCGUAUCAUUUUCAUUUUA
Molecule: messenger RNA, 1240 nt
Organism: Triticum dicoccoides
Lineage: Eukaryota; Viridiplantae; Streptophyta; Magnoliopsida; Poales; Poaceae
Exons: 5
Coding region: 40-993 (317 amino acids)
Source: RefSeq, a predicted model, not a curated record